AGGAAGCGCGAGGCAUCGAUUCUUCGUUUUUUGAGUCUGUCUCUCGUCGCAGACAUGCAGGCUGUGCUGGACUCUCUCUUCUCUCCUGAAGAAGAGCCGUACAUUCUCUCAUGUAUGGCGUAUUUCAUGAUGUUUAUGGCGUUCUGCUCGUUUAUAGCUUUACUCAAACUGCACGUGCCGUACGGACGCUACGCCUCGAGCACGUACGGGUUUCCAGUCAAUGUUAAAUUUGCCUGGUUCGUGCAGGAGUUGCCGGCCAUCCUCGUGCCUUUUUUACUUAUAUUUUCAACACCAGCUGCAAAAGUGUCCCUGCUCCCCAAUCAGCUGAUCAUCACCAUGUACUUCUGCCACUACGUCCACAGGUCUCUCCUUUAUCCAUUUUUAAUAAGAGGAGGUAAACCGACCCCUUUCAUGUCGUUUGCUCUGGCUGUGGUGUUCUGUGUGUAUAAUGGGUACAUGCAGGUGAGACACCUGAGCCACUAUGCAGAGUACCCAGAGGGGUGGGUCACUCACCCCUGCUUCAUUCUAGGCUCUGUGCUGUGGUUCUUCGGUUGGAUCGUGAACAUGCACUCAGACCACAUCCUGAGGACCCUGAGGAAACCAGGAGAAACGGGAUACAAGAUUCCCAGAGGGGGCAUGUUUGAGUAUGUGUCCGGAGCAAACUUCUUUGGAGAAAUAGUAGAAUGGGCUGGCUUCGCUCUGGCUGCUCAGUCUGCCCAAAGUUUAGCAUUCUCCAUCUUCACCACAGUAGUUCUUAGCAGCAGGGCUUUUUCCCACCACAAAUGGUACCAUGAGAAGUUUGAUGACUAUCCCAAAAAACGGAAAGUACUGAUACCAUUUUUGCUUUGAGACAGAACAAGUUUUUUCUCAUCUUCGUGAUAUGACUGCAAACAAGAGCCUCGUCUCAGUGGUUCAAAGACUGUAGCAGUAACCAGGCUCCACAGAGACCAUCAAACACAACCUUCAAUACCUCACUCAACCCUGAAAUGAGAUGUGGAGGAAAUUCCCAGGAUGCACUGCUGUGGCUACUGUCGACUGGUGUGGUAAAGGGUUUAUAUCACAAGAGAACAACGGAAGUUUAAAUACAAACAGCUAAGAAUCAGGGUAAUUAAAUAAAAUCUUGUAUUUGUGGGUGAGAUUCAGAGGAAGAACUACUCUGUUUUGUUACUUAAUUGUUUUGUAAAAGUAAAAGUAUCACAUGGAAAAAUCUGCUUAAGUAAAAAUAUUAAAGUACCUGUUUAAAAAUGUACUUAAAGAGUAAAAAGUAAAAGUAUUUUGCGCAGAUUUUGAGGCUUUAUAGGACUUUAAAUGUAGUGAUUUUGAUAAAGACUUUUCAACAAAUAAUUUAAGCUUUUUCCAUCUGUUUUUGCAGGUUUCAAACUAUAAUAAAAAAUACUUUAACUUUUUAGUCCUGUAGUGGAGUAGAAAGUACAAAUACUGCUCUCAAAUGUAGUGAUGUAAAAGCAAAAGGUACUGGUACACACUUUAAAAUUGACUUAAGUACAGUACUUUACUACUUUUACUUUACUGGCCACAUCUAUCUGCACUGGUUUGUUUCUAAAUCAGCGUUUUAAUAUGACAAACAAUAAAAAUGGAGAGAUUCUAACAAACCAGUUGCAAUAUUUUGUUUUUGUUGUUGUAUUUACAGCACUGUGCGUUUUUAUAUGAACAAACUUCACUCUAAAUCCUUUGCCCUUUUCUCUUGUACAGCUGUGCUCAUGUGAGGCGUCUGUCUAAAUGGUUCCUUCCUCCAGGAUUUUAGACUUGUGCCUGUAGCUCAGAUCAUGACAAAUAUAAAUGAACAGUAUUUUAUUGAGUGGCACAGAUGUGUUGUCUUGGUUUCAGUGUGUGUGUCGCUGUGUGUGUCUGGAUGUGUUACACUCAGAGUCUGAUCCAGUCUGACAUGGAGCCUGCUCUGGGGGUUUCCUCCAGUGUCACACACGGCACGUGUGUCGUCAGGGUCAGGGUGAGGCGUUAUGCAAGAUCUGUUACUAUCUCUUUCAGGUAAAUCAAAUAUUAUACCACCUUAUCCUCUUCAGACAUUUACGGGCUGAGGCUAAAGGCGGUGCUUGGACUAAAGCCUCUUAUUAUUGGCCUGUUAAUAAUUAAUGUACCAACGGUUAAUUUACCCUGAACACUGAAUAUUUAUGUGUUUAUUUUUAAUUUUUAACUAUAAAGGGUUUUAUUUUACGUGCUGUAGAUGAAAACUGGGUUUGUAACAAUGAAGAUUGUUUAUUCUUUUCGUGCUUUUUACCGAGCUCUUCACAUUAAUGUGCCUCUAAUGUUUAAUACAUUUGUCUGAAUUAGGGCUGUAAUUAAACUCGUGACGGCUGCUCAUUGACUUUUUAAAUGUUU
Periophthalmus magnuspinnatus is the source of this 2355-nucleotide messenger RNA. It is a transcript of the gene srd5a1, whose product is annotated as steroid-5-alpha-reductase, alpha polypeptide 1 (3-oxo-5 alpha-steroid delta 4-dehydrogenase alpha 1). Gene Ontology annotation, molecular function: 3-oxo-5-alpha-steroid 4-dehydrogenase activity. The transcript is spliced from 6 exons. The record is from RefSeq and is a predicted model, not a curated record. Gene Ontology annotation, biological process: steroid biosynthetic process. Gene Ontology annotation, cellular component: membrane. Bases 55 to 849 code for a protein of 264 amino acids. Lineage: Eukaryota; Metazoa; Chordata; Actinopteri; Gobiiformes; Gobiidae.